UCUUCUUGCAGCUACCUGGUGGACGAGGAACUCUGGCUGGCGAUGGAGUUCAUGGACAGCGGCACGCUGUUCGAUGUGCUCAGGGCAGUGUACCUGGAGGAAGGACAGAUAGGCGCUGUCUGUCGGGAGUGCCUGCAAGGACUGCAUUUCCUUCAUUCCCACCGAGUCAUCCACAGAGACAUCAAGAGCAGCAACGUUCUUAUGGGCACCGACGGAUCGGUCAAAUUGGCUGACUUUGGUCUCUGUGCUCGGCUCAGCCCUGAGUGCAGCAGCUGCCACUCCAGCGUCGGCACUCCCAGCUGGAUGGCACCAGAAGUGGUGAGAGGAGAAGCCUACGGCCCCAAAGUGGACAUCUGGUCCCUGGGCAUCACGGGGCUGGAGAUGGUGGAAGGGGAAGCUCCUUACCAGAGGGAGCCCAAGUUCAGGGUUUUUGAACUGAUCGAAUGGAAUGGGCCCCCAAAACUGCAAAACCCCAGGCACCACUCGGCUCUCCUGCAUGACUUUCUGCACUGCUGCCUGCAGGCGGACCAAGACAGGCGCUGGUCUGCCCAGGAGCUCCUGCAGCAUCCGUUUGUGACCUCAGGCCUGCCUCCAGCCUGGCUGCUCUGA
Messenger RNA from Cyanistes caeruleus (blue tit), 609 nucleotides. Its product is annotated as serine/threonine-protein kinase PAK 3-like. Gene Ontology annotation, biological process: protein phosphorylation. NCBI's taxonomy places the organism in Eukaryota, Metazoa, Chordata, Aves, Passeriformes, Paridae. Gene Ontology annotation, molecular function: protein kinase activity; ATP binding. The record is from RefSeq and is a predicted model, not a curated record.